GGUAUCAACUGCUGCUCUCUUCAAUUCCGCUUUUGGCAACACUGUGCUACCUACUCUCUCUCCUUUGAUGCUUGGGCAUUGUCUCGUCUCAAUCCGAAGUACACGGUCAUUCUAACCAACCAUUAACGCAAAGGACUGAAAGAUGCAAGCCUUUAAACAGAGCACGCAGUUGACUGGUCUGGCCGUGUCCAAGAAUCCUCAUGCUACUUUGACAGCUUUAUACAAUCGAAUCCUGAAGGUUCUCUCGCUGAUGCCUGAAGAUUCUGGCUACAGGAAACACACAAGUGCUAUUGUGCAGUCCAGGUUACAGGCAGUAUCAACUAUUUCUGACAUUUCCAAACUUGAGAAAACAAUUGAUUGUGGUCAGAUAGAAGAGGUCAUUAUACAGGCUAAUCGCGAAUACUUACUUGCACGAAACAUGCUCAAAUGGAAGCCUUGGGAGCCUCUCAUUGAAACGCCCCCUGCCAAUCAGUGGAAAUGGCCCAUUUGACACUUUUUUUGCGUCCCCCUUCACUUCAGCGUUGCGAAUUUACCACAAUAUAGUCAAUAUAGCUUUAU
Molecule: messenger RNA, 558 nt
Organism: Dicrocoelium dendriticum
Lineage: Eukaryota; Metazoa; Platyhelminthes; Trematoda; Plagiorchiida; Dicrocoeliidae
Source: the annotation of a GenBank genome assembly